Molecule: messenger RNA, 324 nt
Organism: Blepharisma stoltei
Lineage: Eukaryota; Ciliophora; Heterotrichea; Heterotrichida; Blepharismidae
Source: the annotation of a GenBank genome assembly
AUGUGGGGACCGAUUCUCCUCUCUAUCGGAUUUGUGCUUGGAUACCUGACCUGUGCAUUUGACUUAGACUGGGUUGGAGAAAAUUUGUCGAUUUCCUUAUGAGAUAAAUGACUUUUUGUGCUUACUAUAACAAUUUCUAUUUAUAUCUUAGGAUUGUUUUUGCCUUUAUAUCGGCUUGUAUCUAGGCAAGGUAUUUAUUAUUUAGUGAUUGAAAGCUCUAUUCAAAAGCCUAUUUCAGUGCGUCAAGAAUUAAAGCGGAGAGGUUCAUGGCCUAUGGCAUAUUCAAGAUCAAUUCACACAAGAUAUAAGGAAGAAAUAUUGUAA